Messenger RNA from Chinchilla lanigera (long-tailed chinchilla), 4294 nucleotides. RefSeq lists its product as uncharacterized. NCBI's taxonomy places the organism in Eukaryota, Metazoa, Chordata, Mammalia, Rodentia, Chinchillidae. The record is from RefSeq and is a predicted model, not a curated record.
GCCUCCCUCCUCCCCGCCUGCAAAACUUCUCCGGCCAGGGCGCGGCCGCCACGCAGGAAGGACCCGAGCUGGCUGGGCCCUGACUCACGACAGCGGUCACGGCUCUGUCAUCAGACUGCCUAGGUUCAAAUCCCAGUUCUUCCUCUUCCUGCCGUGGGACUUCCUUGGACAAUGACUCUUCUCAGGUGAAAAAUGAGGAUAAAAACUUGUCCUCCUGGGAGACUGAACGUGGCUGACUGUUCGAUGGUGUCGGGAGUUGUUAGCUCUGUUGCGGGGGAUGGUGGUGUUGUGGUCACGUGUGGAAAAUGCCUUUAUCUUUCAGAGAGGGACUCAGAAAGAUUUGGAUGUGGAAUGACAUAAUGUCUGCCAUUUAUCUUCAUUUUAGACAAAAAAAAAAGUAGAUAUCGCUCUUAUGAACAAGAUUUUGUGGUUAUGUGGAGAAAUUGUUCUUUUUUUUUAAGAUCCUCACUGAAGUAUUUAUGGGUGGAUGCCAUCAAUGUCUGCCGUAUUUACUUUAAAAAUACUUCAGCAGAAAACAAAGGCAAAACAACCAACUAUAUUAAUUAUACCACAUUCACAAGUAGAUGAGGGGCUCUUUUGCCAUUCUUUUUACACUUCCAUUGUUCCUAAAAAUGUCCAAUAUGUAAAAAUAAUAAUAAAGGAAUAUAGGAUGCAGAGGAUAAAAUAAGUCUUCCGUUUUAUGAUGCAUCUGGCCAGCAAGAGCAAUUGAACAUGGAAAAAGGCCCAGAAUAGAGUCAGGCCCACAUGGAGGGAUCAACAAAUUCCUGGUACAUUUGCCAAGGACCCACUUUGUGCCACUCCCCCCGCCUCCAGGAGCUGGGGACACAGCAAGAAACAAAGCAAAGUCCCCACCGUUGUGCUGACAGUGGGCUGGGUUUGUGAUCUAAACUUUCAUGGUCUGAGACUAGGCAAAAUGGGGAAACCAGGCACGUCUUGGAGGAGAUGAGAGGGUGCAAGUGUGAUGUGAGCUGUGUUUAGUGGGGCAGUCUAUGGAGAUUCCAUAAGCAUGGAGGAAGGAAGUCAGGUAAAUGUGUAGGGAAAGCUUUCCUGGGACAUGGAACAGCCUUUACAAAGGGCUUGAGGUGGGAAUGUGUUGAAUGACUUCUAGGAACUGCAGGGAGGUCAGUGUGACUCAUACAGAAGAUGAUGCAUAAGGAAUAGCUCCUCCUACAACAAUGAUUUUACUACUUUCAUUCUUACUAAUCUGUUGAAACCUUAAGCUAAUCAUUUUCAGAUAAGGUGAGAAAAGUCUCAAAGAAGUCUUCUUGGUGUGGCACAAAUGUUUGACUCUGGGAGGCGGCCUCAGAUUGUGAGGGUUUGAGUUCCAGUGACUCACCGAUUCUGUAUUCCAAGCUCCUUAUCUGGAAAGUAGAGAUUGUAAGUUUCUCUUUCCCAGGUCGGAUACUCUGGAGGGAGAAAAGAAUGUACCUCUGACUUCUUCCACAGUGCCUGGGGCAUAGUACGUGCUCAGUAAAAUGGUAGCUGUGGUGAUCAUUGUUUUGAACCCAACUCUGGCUCUUCAUUUUCACUUCCUGGCAUGACAAGGGGGUUGGGGUUGUGUUCUGGAGUCUGAAGUUAGCAGUUGUCAAGCAGAUGGCUGCUGGGGCGGAUCACUCCCUGGUUGGGUCACCCAGAGCCAACACAGUCCUCUGAGCUGAACCUCCAAUUCCUCAUCUGGAACCCAGAUGAGCCCCUUUGGAGUUUGCUGUGACGCCUGAACAAGAUGCAAAUGAGGGUGAAGUCGUAACCCCAGAACUCAGAACACAGCCAUAUUUGGAAAUAACGUUGUUGCAGAUGCAACUAGUUAAGGUGAGGUCAUACUGGGAUGAGGUGGGCUACUCAUCCACCGUGACUGGUGUCCUGGUAAGAAGGUGGCCGUGUGAUGACAGAAACCCAGAGAGAAGGCUGGAAUGACAAAGGCAGAGACUGGAGUCAUGCAACUGCAAGCCAAGGAUGCCAAAGUCACUGGCAGCCUCCCACAAGCCGGGAAGAAGCCGGAGGACUCCCCUCCAGGGUCUGCAGGGAGCACAGUCCUGCAGACUUGACACGCUGAAUCUGGGACUUCUACUCCAGGCUGAUAGUUUGUAAUGCCAAGCGAUGGGAAGAUGCCUGGCCCUACAAGAGAUGCGUGUCUUCAGCGGAAAAAAGAAAGAGGAAACGCUUUAUGUAACUCAGGUUACAUCACAGGUCUUGUUUGUGCAGUGCAGGGCUGCUUACCCAGCCCCAGUGCGGACAGAUAACCUCCCAGGACACUGGCUUCUCGUCACAAAACUGCCUCGAGCUGCUUCCUUCUGCUCCGAGGACUCGCUCUUCCUUCCCAUCUUUCCCAAGUGGAGGGCUCUGGGUCUGCCUGCGAAGGGGUUGAGCUAAGUCCCUAAGCUUCUUACGGUCACGGCACCCAUCAAGGAAAGUGGUUCCCGCUCCCAGGCUCCUAUCUCUCCCUCAGGGGACCUCCAAGACCUGUCCAGCCUGCUCCUCGCCAUCCCACUGCAGGAACAUCACCUGUCCUUCGGCCCAGGACUCCUGCCUGUUCAGCCAGAUGCAGCUGGAAAAUGGGACUGUGGUGGAGAAUGGGUCUUGCGUGGCCCCUGGGCAGUGCCGGGAAGGCAUCAGCACCCUGACCUAUGCCCCCAACUCCAAGCUCUGGGUCAGCACCACCUGCUGUGCAAACAGCUGCGGCAUCACUGAUCCACGACAAGAGCCAGGGCCCAAGGCCAACCAUGUGACGUGUCAAUAUUGUUCUGGGAAUAAAUCAGCCCCGUGUGACUCCCUUUCGGUCAUGAACUGCACUGGGAACCAGACCAAGUGUGUCACCCUCAAUGGGACAUGGAGUGGAGCGGGUCCUCAAAUCCUGAAGGGCUGUGCUACACCAGACGUCUGCCACCUGCAGGUGAAUGACACUCUGGGCCCAAAGAAGUCUGGAUUCCGCCUCAUCUCCAAGCCCGAUUGCAAGCCCCAGGCUCCUCCCACAAAACCAGGCCCCCACGCAGCUGUGAUCCACACCAACCCGAAGGCCACCAUCUGUUUCACCUGCUCAGACCUCCACCGCUGUGAUCCUCUCCCCUGUCCGGAGGACAGGAACUACUGCCUUAGGACAGCAGGCAUCGCCGCCCUUGGGGAUGGAAAUUCCGUCUCCUGGAGAAAUGGCUCCUGUGUGGCCUCCACGGACUGCAAAUUGAACAACUCCACCUCUGCCUUGACCUAUGGCCUCGGCCUUGGCUUCUGGGUCAACACCACCUGCUGCCAGGGCGACUGCCAGAAACCCACUCAGCUCGCAGCUCUGCCAGCCUUGAGCAAGUACCUGUGUCCUACAUGCCUGAAGAGCCAGCUCGGGUCCUGCAGCUCCUCCUUCUACAUGCAGUGUCCCCGUGGGGAGACCCAGUGUGUCCAGCUGGACCUGACAUCAGAUGAAGGCCGCCGGAACGUGAGCGUGCGCGGCUGCGGCACCCGAGAUCUGUGCAGCGCCCCGGCCGUGCGCGAGCGGCUCCUGGAGCUCCCGGCCCUUCCCGAGCUCCGCGGCCUGCCUCCGCCUGGCCCUGCCCUUGCUGGCGGUGGCCCUGGGGGCCGCGACGCUCUGCUGAGGACUCGCGCCCGGCCCGCCCUGGCCCACGACGGCUGUCCCGGGCUCGCCUCUGCGGGCCACGCCUGCGCCUCGAAGCGGCUGGAGAUGGAACCGGGAAGCAGGGGCGAGCCUGCCCUCGCAGACUACGGCUUCCCGAAGCCAGGCCAAACCUCAGACCCGGCUUCCCCAAGGCCACGCCCGCUUCCUGGUGGCAGGGUCCCCAAGGGCUGGACCUGCGCCCAGCAAGCUCUGCCUUCCCCUCCCGGGCCAGGGCCACCCACUCCACACCGAGGCCAGGCCUCUGCCGCACUAGGGCUACACCUCCACCCUCAGACAAGAGGCCCCUCCAGCCAAACCUCCCUCACCCUGCGCUGUUCUGUUCUUUGUUAGAUUGAAAAUGCCCACAUUCUCCUUCAGAUCAGGGCGCCCCAAAAGCUAAGCUUACCUCCUCAAAGUAGGGAACCCCCAACGUUAGACUAAAUGCCCUCAAAUUUUGGGAAGCAAAGUGCUCCUUUGUCUCCCUCUUCAGGUAAAGUCCCGGCAGCCAAGGUGGGGCUUGAGGACCCAGCACACCCACACCUGAGGCUUUGAGAUCAGCCCGUGUCAGUCCUGUCUGGGCUGGGAUGGGCAGGGGGCUGAGUGGGGUGCGGAGUCCCCCUCCUGUCAGGUUCCCUCUCCCAGCAGUAACCAAAUCUGAAUAAACUGCGUCUC